AUGGUUAAAGUCGUGAAGCCGUUUGUGAAUCAAGUGAAAGAAGAUCUGACUCAAAGAGUUCAAGAAACAAUUGAAGCGGAAGCAUUGACUUGGUACACUUCUGACCAAGCAUUAUUUGAUUCUUCAAAAAGGCUUCAGCAGGAGAAUCUUGAAAGUUUCAUGACUGCAACAAGAUCUAAUAUGUCAGUAUUCAAUUUAGAAUGUCAUGGCAUGAUACAAAUUGAUCAUCUACAGGAUGUUGCAGAGGACAAAAGAAAGAAUGCGUUCAAGCUAUGGAUGAAGUUCAACCGAUACAUCCCGGUUGUAACUCUCCGCUUAGUUGAUGGGAUCGCCAUUUAUCUACGCCAUUUGAUAACCAAAGGAGUGCUGAAACAGAUGACAGACAACUUCAUCAAAGAAAUGUUUAUCGAGAGAGACACUUUGGCUAACUGGGUUCCCAACACCACCAAGGAAUGCUCAGGAGGACUGAAUGAUGAUUGGGGUUAGUAGCUGCUGUGCUGAGUUAGUAACUUCUGGAGAUAGCAUGGAGUUUUAAAAGAUGUUUGACAUAGCUAGAGUGACUUGGUUUUAUUACUUAAUGGUUACUUUUUUUUUGUUUGUCAAAAAACUCAACUUUUAGACUUUUUCUGUAGAUCACAAGUAUUUGGUUUGAAAGAUUAUGUGUGGUUGCAAAGC
This is a messenger RNA of Lactuca saligna, 675 nucleotides long. The record is from the annotation of a GenBank genome assembly. NCBI's taxonomy places the organism in Eukaryota, Viridiplantae, Streptophyta, Magnoliopsida, Asterales, Asteraceae.